Messenger RNA from Aspergillus oryzae RIB40, 1566 nucleotides. RefSeq lists its product as uncharacterized. The record is from RefSeq and is a predicted model, not a curated record. Gene Ontology annotation, biological process: positive regulation of transcription by RNA polymerase II. Gene Ontology annotation, molecular function: transcription cis-regulatory region binding; DNA-binding transcription factor activity. Gene Ontology annotation, cellular component: nucleus. NCBI's taxonomy places the organism in Eukaryota, Fungi, Ascomycota, Eurotiomycetes, Eurotiales, Aspergillaceae.
AUGAAUGCGGCUCCGACACCCCCGGAAGCUUACCCGCCGCGCUCGGACAAACUCAAUGCGGACACACAAGAGAUGUCCAACGAAGUCGCAGAGAUACUUAGACUGCCUGAAACUGAGACACUCCUCACUCAUUAUGACGAGUUUAUAUGUCCACAUCAGAUCUCCGAGAUUGGUAAUGAGAGCGACAACCCGUAUCGAUCAUAUAUUCUUCCCCUAGCCCGGAAGCAGAUUGGUUUACUAUACGCUGUACUUGGCUUUUCCGCCUCGCAUCUUGGGCAGUUGACGGGGAACCAAACGAUGCACGAAGCCACUGCAGUGGAAUAUCGCAUGAAAGCUAUACGUGCCCUCAGUGAAGAGAUCCGUAGAAGUCAAGCAUCAACUUUGCUGGAGGAUGAGCAAGAUGCUGUUCUUGCCAUCAUCCAGAUUUUAUUGCUUCAUGAUAUAGCCGAAUCCGGAAUUUCGACUCAUGGAAUUCAUAUAACGGGAGCUAUGUCCGUUUGCAAGCGGUUAUUGAUCUCCGAGGGACUAAGUGGCCACCGUCGGCGGGCUGUGUUCUUUCUGGGUAACCUCGCCUGGCUUGAUAUUAUCCGCGCUUUUGCCGGUCCAGAACGCCUCUGCUUCUCUCAAGAUAUCCGAGAACUGGUUGCAUGUGCAAGUGAAAGCACAUUUGAGAUGGUCAACGGAUGUCCUCGGGAAGUGUUCCUGAUUAUUGGUGGUAUUCUGGAAAAAUCCAAAGAGCACACACUGGGGUGGCUUACGUGGGAUGAAUAUCAGAUCGCCAUGCUUGUGGCCAAGCACAAGCUAUACUCUUGGGAUAGUAAAGAGAAGAUGUAUCCCAGUACUGACCCUCGUUGGCUGGCUGUGGCGGAGAGUUUCCGGUUUGCAUGUAUAUUACGCAUACUUCGCUUACUGGAUGAUCUCCGUCCGGCAAAAAGCCCAGAGAUACAAGAAUGUGUGGCUCGGAUCUUAGAUGCAACCGCCACCAUACCUUCGGACUGUCCAUUGAUCGAACUGCUCAUUUUGCCUCUCUUCAUGGCUGGAGCAGACUCCCUUGCACGCCAUUCACAGUAUUACAUUCUAUCUCGAUUCAAAGAGAUUGAAAGGAGAUCCGAAAUUCGCAACCCAGUGCCUAGAGACCUUCUAGAGAAAGUAUGGGCUGCUCGUGCUGCCCAACCACCUGACGAUGAUAAAAAUGUCUCUUGGACAAGCUUUAAACAUAAAUUAGUUGCUAUAUCAUAUUAUGAAUUAAACGAAAUGCUAUUACGAUGUUGCCUAAAGCGAGGAGACAUUGUAAUCUUCUGGUGGUUAUGCGCGCUUUACCACAGUAUACAAGCCUUCAUACCCCCCCGCCUUGUGUCUAAUGCAGGCGCAGUUUGGACACGAACCUCCUCGCAAAUCUUGAACUUGAACUGUUUCUCGCGCAUCGAUUUAUCUUCACGCAACCGGUGCAACAUCGUCAAUAAGCUCGCUAUUACAACGGCUUCCUGCUCCUGCCCACCGCUUUCAGGGAGCAACAGCACUCCUUCGCUGAAGUCUGUAGGUAGCCACACCACAAUGCCAACAUGA